Messenger RNA from Closterium sp. Yama58-4, 1893 nucleotides. Lineage: Eukaryota; Viridiplantae; Streptophyta; Zygnematophyceae; Desmidiales; Closteriaceae. The record is from the annotation of a GenBank genome assembly.
AUGCUGCCGUACCUGUUCCCCGAUCUGUCCACCUUUGCUACAGUCGCCGAUCUUAUCACCCACCUUCGCACUAGUGAUGCUCGCCUGCGUGCCGCCCUUCCCACCGAGUUCUGCACUAAGAACCCCCCUCCACUGUACUGGACACUCCACUUCAUAGUCACCCGUCUCCCUGACACCCUCAGCUCAGUUCGAGACCACUUCCUUGCUCGCUGUCCCACUGAGCUCACAGUCCCCCUCCUAGAGGAGCAGCUGCUCGCGGCCGAAAAGAGCAUUGUAGCUGUCGGUGCUGCUCGUGGCGCUCCUCGCACCCCCAUCUUUGAGGGGUGUUCUCCCUCUCCCCUCGCUCCCUCCUAUGCUACUGCUGCUACUGUUGACUUCCUUGGUGCUGACUCCCAGCAGCAGCAGCGUCCUCAGACGACCCAGCAGCUUCGUGAGUGGCUUGCUCAGCGUGGGACGUCGGGGGGCAGUGGCCGCUGUUCCUAUGUCAUUCGCACAGGUGACCGCAAGGGACAGACGUGUGGGAGGUUCCACACCCCGUACCGCUGCUUCUCCCGCCUUGACGACGCUUGGCGUGAGGAGAUGGGUGAGGAUGUUGAGCGCCCCCGCUGGGCUGAGCUCAUGAGGGCUGGUGUUGAUGUCUUUGCUCUUGACUAUGAUGCUAUUAUUGCUGCCAUGUAUGCAUUGACUGUUAGUGCCGAGGGAGACUGUUACUUGUGUGUGCCGCCUGAUCCAGGUAUAGAGCCCGCUGCCCUGGGUACUAGUGAGUCUGCUCUCUCUGGUAUGGUGCCCCCUGUACUUGCUCCCUCCAGUACUGUCCCGGCUGUUUGCGAGUCUGCUCUCUCAGGUACAGCACCCACAGAGACUGCUCUCUCAGGUACCGCACCGGCUGAGGCCUGUCACACCUUCACCCUUGACUCAGUCCUUGCCCAGUCCACCACUGUACUCCCUUGUCCGGCGGUUCCGUCUGGCUCGUUGUCGGGUUUCCACCUCCCCUCAUUCUCGACGAACCUGGUGAGCAACGCUGUCAUCCAGGAUCAGUGGGUUGACACCUUUACCCCUGGAGGACAGCGUGUGGCGAUCUGCACGUGCUCCAGGACCGGCCGUCACCUGGCUACGUUUACCCGUCGGCCGGGGUCGAGUCUCUACACACUGACCACUGCGUCUCCUCAGGUCGCUGCUGUCGGUCAGGUGUCUGCGUCAGGUCUGGUGGCCCACGCCUCCCGCGUUCGUGGUCAGGGCGGUGAGCGGUACUUUUUGCUGGUUGUCGACGACUACUCGCGUUACACCACGGUCUUCCCCUUGCGCACCAAGGGUGAGGUCCCUGCUGUUCUGAUCCCUUGGAUCCGCACAGUUCGUCUCCAGCUCCGCCGCCGUUUCCGGACGGAUCUUCCUGUCCUGCGUCUGCACUCUGACAGAGGUGGUGAGUUUACCUCCGACCUCUUGAGGACCUUCUGUCAGGCGGAGGGCAUCGAGCAGACCUUCACGCUUCCGGACUCCCCACAGCAGAAUGGGGUUGCUGAGCGCCGCAUUGGCCUGGUCAUGGAGGUCGCUCGUACCUCCUUGGUCCACGCGGCGGCUCCCCAUUUUCUGUGGCCGUUUGCUGUCCGGUACGCCGCGCAUCAGCUCAACCUCUGGCCCCGUGUCUCCUUGCCGGAGACCUCGCCCACACUGCGUUGGACGGGGGAGGUUGGCGAUGCGUCGCGCUUCCGGGUGUGGGGUGCUCGUGCCCUUGUCCGCGAUACGUCCGCGGACAAGCUCUCCUCCCGCACGCUUCCCUGUGUCUUCCUUGGCUUUGUCCCUGACGCGCCUGGCUGGCAGUUUUACCACCCCACCUCGCGCCGGGUCUUCGCCUCUCAGGAUGUCACCUUUGACGAGUCGGUGUCUCUCAGGUAG